AUGAAGAUAUUUUAAAUGUUAAUUGUCUUUUCAUAUUUGGAGACUCUUCAAUCUUUAUAUAUGACUAAGAUGAAUACAUUUUAUUAAAUUUUCAAAACUAUCCUAGAAGUGAACAAUGAAUAUACAGAUAAUAAGGGAAUAUUCAUUGGAAUUUGGUCACAAUACACUCCCUAAAGUAUAAUAUAAUAAGUAGGACAUGUUGGAUUAAUGGAUAGUGAUUGCUUUCUUUAUUUGACUUUAAUAGGUUAAACUUCAACAAAUUUGUAACUAAUUUCUUAUGAUUGCCUUUAUCCUGAAACUAAGACCAUCUCAAAGUUUCUAUCCUUCAAUGCUAAUGAAAAAUAAUAAAAUCUGAUUAAAUUAGAUAUUGACCCAUUUGAAUAUGAAAACUGUUGGUAUUAUUUUUCAUUAAUAUAUCGACCAUCAAUUAGUAAAAUGGAAUAUUUAAUAGUUAAAGGAGAUCAACUAUUACUUUAUGAAAAAAUGAAUGCAGAUAUAUUCAAUAAAGAAAAUUUAAUUAUGACCAUAGGUGGUGGUCUUAUUGUACAAAAUUCAAAUAUUGAAUCAAUAGAAAAUGGAUCAAAAUUUUCAUAUUUUCCAGGAAGUAUUUAUUAAGUAGCAAAUGGAAAAAAUUUAACAAGUUUAAUUCCCUAUGGAUAAGGACAAGACUAUUAAAUUUAUUUUAAACAAAGUUCAAUUCGUGUGAACUUUAAAUGUAACUGUUUAAAAAACAGUUAACCGAAAUUAUAAGAUUAAGAUAUAAUAUUUUUGGAUAAAAAAACCUUCAUUUCAGAAAAUAUAAAUUGUGAUUCCUUUAUCUUAUCUGGUUGGUAUAAAAUAAACGCAAUUCAUUAAGUUGAUGAUAAAUUUACUUAUCAAUUUUUAAAGUUGAUGGCUAAUUUUGAAACUGAAUAAUUAUCAAAUUCUAAUUUAGCACCAUUUCAAUUAUUCUAUAAGAUAUCUCCCUAUAGUAAUAAAUUAAUUAUUACAACUUAUAGUUAUAAGUUUCCUUCUAUUACUUUGGAUUUUACUAAUAAUUUAAAUACUUUUAUUAUUAAUUAAGAGUUUGAAUUAAAUCACAAAAUAACUCUAUGGCAUAGUUUAUUUGUUAACUUAGUAUAGGAUAAAAUUAAUAUUUAAAUUAAAUAUUUUGAUUCUUAUGAUGUUUAUGAAUAUUCUGUUUCAUUUAAUGUCAAAUAAUUUCAUAAUGUAUAAUAUAAAUUAUUGUAUGGAAAUUUAAUGAAAUUCUUUAACAAUUAUCUAGAUAUUUAAACCAGAAAUUAAUUAUUUUUUAAUUGCUAAUAAAAAAUAGAAUAAUAAAAUUGUCAUUAUACUUGUUUAGAAUGUGAUGGUCCAACUUAAACUGAUUGUUUAUAAUGUUCUGAAAUAUCAAAGAGAAUAUAUCUACCAUAAUAUAAAACAUGCAUAUGUCCAUAUGAUUAUUUAGAUGAUCAAAUUAAUUAAAAUUGUAUAUCUCACACUAAUUUAAAAUUAAUAGUUACUUCAUUACCAAACUUUAAUUUAUGUUAAUUUGGUUAUUUUGAAUCUGAUGAAACAUGUCAUAAAUGGUAUUAAUUUAUUAAUGAUAUAGUCCUUCAAUUAUCUCUGAUAAAUUGAUAACCUGUUUAGAAUGCAUAAAAAAUGUCAAAGGAUGGAGUUAAAAUCCGUAUUGUUAAACAACUAUUUAUAUAAAUCCAAAUGGAAAUACAGCUUAAACAAUAUUAGAAGAAGAAUAACUUUAAUAUAUUUAUGACGGUUAAAUAUCUUAAAUUUGUAGAUAUUGUAAUAAAUACCCAAUAUCGAAUAUUGAUAGUACAUUUUACAUCUAUGAAUUAAUUUUAUUAAAAUUUAAAGCAUUUUGCUAGCUUAAUCGAUGGAUUCUUGAUGAUGAAUUUGAUGAAAUAAAUGAAGAAAUUGAUUAAAGAUUAUGUUAUGAAUGUAAAUUUCCAAAUUGCUUAGUAUGUUCUAUUGAAAUAACAGAAAUUAAAUGUAUAUAAUGUACUUCAACUUUUAAUUUAUAAAAUGGAAUAUGUACAAGAAAUAAAAAUAAUUUAUCGUUAACAUAUUGUCUUUCUCCUUAUUAUUUCAACUCAAUUGGAGAAUGUAAAUUAUGUCCAAUUAAAUAUUGCUAAUAUUGUUUUGAAUAUAAUAAAAUUGAUUUAUCCAAAUGCACUUUAUAUGCAGACUUUGAAUAAUUUCCAUUUGAUGAAAAUUUAGGUAUAGGAUGUGCACUUUGUAAUUAAGAUUUUAUUUUUGAUUUUAAUAUUGGUGAAUGCCUUUACCAAUAACCUACUUUACCUAAUUGUUUAAGGUCAUAUGUAAAUUUGUAAAAUUAAGAAAUAUGCACUUUAUCAUACACUGAUUUUAGUGUAGCUCUAGAAAUAAAUAAUUGUGAAAGGUUUAUAUAAAACUGCUUAUAAUGUAUUUUUAAUAAUUUAUCUAUUGUUAAAUGUAUAAUUUGUAAAAGUGGGUUUACAAGUUCUAUCAGAUUUGGAUAUUGUUAUCCAAACACUUUAGUAGAUGCAAAAAUUGUAAUCGAAGGUGUGGAUGCUUUUAGAGAUGGUUGGAUAUAAAGAAUAUAGAGUUUUAUGAUGAAAUUCUUACCAAAUUACUAUUUUUAUUCAAGAUUUUAUACAAGCUCUUAUUAAAAGGAAUUUUAAAUUGAAUGUAAUGAAGGAUACUCCUUAGAUCCUUCAAUUAAUUGUAUAAAAUUUUGUGAUUCAAAAUGCAUGGAUUGUUAAUAUUCAACUUAUAUCAAAAGAUUUUAUUGUGCCUAAUGCCCAUUAAAUUCUCAUUAUUAGCCUAUUCUUAGUGAAGAAUUUGGCUAAUGUACUGGAUGUCCAAAAUUAUGUCAAAUUUGUCAGGAAAGGUCUGAAACAGAAAUAUAUGUAAUUAUUCUUAAUAUUUAAUAGAAACUAAAUUCGAAGUUUAAGAUAAACGAAAAAAAUAGAAUAUAUACUAAGAAAUGUAUCAAAACAAUAUCAAAUUCAAAUGUUAUUCUUGAUCCUUACUUUUAAAUGGCUAAAUAUUGCUAUAAUUCCAAUUGUAAUUCAGAAUACACAUAUAAAUUCAAUUAAAUAUAUGAAUAUUAUCAAUAAAAUCCAAUCGAUAGCAAUUAAUGUUACUAACUUGAAAUUAAUUCAUUAACUUUUCAAUUUGAUUUAAAUGUUUAUUACCCAGAUCCAAAUAAAGUCAAUUAUUUUGAAUUUUUAAGUGAUUUGAAAACAGAAGUUUUUGUAUUACAAUUUUUUAAAAUUCUUAUAUAUCUAUAUUAAAGGAAAUAUGACUAUGCAUUAUUUUCUGGUUUUGAUUGUAUAGAAAUAAAUGAUGCUUAAUUUAAAUUUACAGAUAAAAGAUAUUUUUAAAUUGCUAAUGAUAAUUAGAUUGUGAAUUUAAUUUUAAAUAAUUUUACAAUUGAAUAUAGUGAAAUUUAAGAUAUUCAUUCUCUAUUUGAUUCAAAGUUAUUUGGAGAUAUUACUUGGAAUAACAUUUAAUUGAUUAAUUCCAAUUUUGAUAAUUCAUCAUUAUUAAAUCUAAAAAAUAACUUGAGUUAAGGAACAAUAAAAAUUGAAAAAAUGAUUUUGUAAAAUUGUAGCCUUAGAAACUCAUAACUAUUUUCAUUUUCUAAUAAUCAAUUUAACAUUUAGAUUGAAUAAUUAAUUAUUAAUUCAUCCUCAUUUUUUAAUUCUUCAAUUAUCAACUUUUUUACUAAUUUCGUUGAAGAAAGCAAAUUGAAAAUUCAUGGUUUAACAGUUACAUAAAGUCAGUUUCAUUAUUCAUAUAUUUUAAAUUGUACUGAUCAACUUGAAAUUAGCAUUACUAAUUUAAUAUUUGUAUACAAUUUGAUUAAACUUUCAACCAUAUUAGGAUUUAAUUCCAAUUUUACAUUAUUAUAAACUUAAAUAAAUAAUAAUACUUUUAUUGAAUCAUAUUUUGUUGCUUCUUUUUAAACAGAAACCAAAAAGAAAUUAUAUUGUUUAAUAGAAAAUUAUUCAGCUUAUCAAAAUGAAUUUAAAACUUCCAUUCUAUUUUAUAUAGAAUCAAGUAUUUCAAAUAAAAAUUUUUAUUAUUAAUUAAGAUCCAUUCAACUUUAGUAUAAUCAAGGAUAAACUAAAUAAUAACAAAAAGACAUAAGUCUAUUUACUAUCCGUUGUUUUUAAGUAAAAAUAGAAAAUAUUCAGAUAAUUAAUUCAAAUAAUCUAAGAAUAUUCUAUUUAUUUGAUGUUUCUCAAAUAUAAGUAAAAAAUAUUUUAUUUGAAAAUAACAAAAUUCAUAAUAAAAUUCCAUUAUUUGUAAACUGUUCAGAUUACUAAAAUUUUAACAAUCAACUCUUUUUUAUUUCAGGAUAUACUAUUAUUACCCUUUAAAAUAUUAAAGUAUUAUAAUUCUUUAGUAUUGAUUUAUCAUUAAUAGAAAUAUCUUCAAAUAGGAAAAGUGCUACUACAGUUUCUUGA
Paramecium pentaurelia is the source of this 4454-nucleotide messenger RNA. NCBI's taxonomy places the organism in Eukaryota, Ciliophora, Oligohymenophorea, Peniculida, Parameciidae. The record is from the annotation of a GenBank genome assembly.